ACCCGCGAGUAUUUCUACUACGUGGAUCACCAGGGCCAGCUUUUCCUGGAUGACUCCAAAAUGAAGAACUUUAUCACCUGCUUCAAAGACCGGCAGUUCCUGGUCACUUUCUUCUCCCGUCUGAGACCUAACCACAGCGGACGCUAUGAGGCUUCCUUCCCCUUCCUCUCUCUCUGUGGCAGAGAGCGUAACUUCGUCCCCUGUCACCUGCACGCCGGUGACUGAGUGCGCGUGCGCGCAGAGGUGCGCCUUGGGCCUUGUUAGGUUGGCGCUGUCCAAGGUGCUGGUGCGGCCCUGCUUAUCCUUGGUCCCUACAUAAGUCCUCUUCGCCACCUCUAACUCUUAGACCGGCCUUGCAUCCCACGGAUUGGCCUGCGCUGGUCACGUCAGGCUGAGCGGCUGGGGCAAGGCGCGCGUGGGCCGGUGCGCGUGCGCGCCCACCCCCACCCCCCGCCGCUUCUCCAGCCUGGCAGCCGCAAGCACCGCGGGGAGUCGCUCGCCACUGGAGCAGGUGAGGGGAAUCCUGGCCCAAGGUGACCAGGCUUGGGGGCGGGAUCCGGACCCUUUAGGUUCCGACUUUAGCACCAAGGAAAGGUCAGAAGAUCUGGCAGCCGGGAGGGGAUGGAAACCACGCCCUCUAUGAGCAGGCUCGGACCUACUGGAGCGUGAGGGGGAGGUUAGGGUUUAAAGCGCCUGGUCGCAAGGACUGCCAGAAACCAGCUGGGGCUUCGAGCUGCGCCAGAGGGAGGACACAGGGCUCCUCUGCACCCACCCUCUUCCCUCCUAGAUGAGCCCCAGGAGACUGACGCCCCACUCCUGCCUAGGAUUAGGGAUUCAUGUCCUGAUAAAAGGAUUUCUGGGCUCAUCUAGUAAGGGGCCCUCAUCCCUGUCAUGGCUGUCUUGCACGGAUGCACAUCUGGGCGACUGCAUGAGCAGCUGCUCUGAUCCCUAAUGUACAGAUCAAGGCUUUGCUACUGAAGGCUGGACAGAUGCACAAGGCCUGGAGCCAGGGACCAACCAGUCAUUCGUGCUCCGGGAAAUUAAACCUAGGAGCCUAGCAAACACCCGUUUCUUGGGGCUCCACAGGUCCUGAAAUAUCUAGGAACUGCCUUUGCCUGUGCCAAAGUUAUUCCAUUAAAACUUUACUGCUAAGCUGCCUCA
This is a messenger RNA of Cricetulus griseus (Chinese hamster), 1161 nucleotides long. The record is from RefSeq and is a predicted model, not a curated record. Lineage: Eukaryota; Metazoa; Chordata; Mammalia; Rodentia; Cricetidae.